Blepharisma stoltei is the source of this 207-nucleotide messenger RNA. Lineage: Eukaryota; Ciliophora; Heterotrichea; Heterotrichida; Blepharismidae. The record is from the annotation of a GenBank genome assembly.
AUGGGAUGUACAGCAAAUAUUAAGAGUCGUCCAAGUACAGGUGAUGAAGAAAUGCCAGAAGAAAAAGACACAAAGCUAUCGGAUUUUCCAAAAGCUGAUUUAAGCUUAAGUUUGCCAGCGAAAGGCAAACAUUUUAAAAUCAGGGUUUUUAACCCUUCAACAAAUGGAUUAAUUAGUGAACCUACUGUUGAGACCACAAACAGUUAA